This is a messenger RNA of Colletotrichum paranaense, 1242 nucleotides long. RefSeq lists its product as uncharacterized. Lineage: Eukaryota; Fungi; Ascomycota; Sordariomycetes; Glomerellales; Glomerellaceae. The record is from RefSeq and is a predicted model, not a curated record. The transcript is spliced from 4 exons. Bases 1 to 1242 code for a protein of 413 amino acids.
AUGGUCGUCUUUGUUGAUCUAGACGACGAGGAUAUGGAGCCCCUUCACGUUCUCGAGGCACGCCGCUUGGCAACUGCCGCCGCUGUCGCGACUGAUGCAUUGGAUUCAAGCAGUCGCGAGCUCGAGCACAUGCUUGAGAAGCCGGCGAUUGCCCCGGCCCCGUUGGUGACACCAGCUCCCGUAGCAGAGCCAACACCGACAUUUCAGAGUGCUGCUACUGAGGCUUUUGGCUGCUAUCCCAUCGUCAUGUCAAUAGCUGAACACAUCGAUCUCAACACCCUCGACAGUCUCGCCCGCACCUCGCGCCAGGUCCGCCAGGGUCUGCUGCAAUACCGCUCCAUUCUCCUCUCUUCGACGCUGCACUGCUCCAACGAGGCCGUCCCCGUUGACCCAGAGUCCACGUUCCGCUUUCGUGCGAGGGCCGGCAACUGGUAUUACAUGGAAGAUGGCCGGAACUACAACGGCAAGAGCGGCAGCUGUGCCCGAGACCUGGUGACGGAGUGUCGAAGGUGCAAGACCGUCGUGUGCAGGAACUGCGCCAUCAAGCCGCCAGCCUCCAACGCUCUCCGUGAGCGUCAUCGUAGGUUGUGCCAGUGUUGUACCAAGGCCCCCAUCGCAACUUUCGUCAAUCACGCGCUAGAGCCAGAAAUACCUCUGCUCGAUGAUGCCGUGAGACGAGAGAUUUGCCGAUGCGACGUCGACGGCGUCUGGCUGUGUCAGCCCUGUGGGCGGAGCAUGCGCGGGGCCGAUCACGACUACCAGCGUAUCUGGAAAUGGCGGGCUCAUUAUGGAGAAGUCCUCGGCGGCCUGGGAACGGGCAUCGGCGAGGGCGACCGCGGCGUCAUCUGCGGCCGCGAGACCGCUUGCGCCGGCGCCAAGGAACGCGAAAAUGAGACCGACUGUGAUGCCGAGGACGCGGCCGUCACCGGCGCGAACCUGUGGACGGCCACAGACCAGGUACACCUCGAUACUGUUCGAUAUGAGCGCACGCCGAGUCCCCAGCUCGGCCCCGGGUACGAGAGGCACGAGAUUGAGGGGAUCGGAGGCGUGGUGAAAACCAAACUAGUCCGCAUGGUGAGAGUCGGUGCGUGCGUGCCCGAGUGGGACGACGAGAAGAGCCAUCACAACAUCCUCGGAAGAGAGGUGAAGGGCAUCAGGCGGAGUUGGUGUGGCUGGUGCUACAGAGUCAUCCCCGGUGAGGCUGAUUUGAACAAGGCGGGCGUUACGAUGCGUCAGCUUUGA